Procambarus clarkii (red swamp crayfish) is the source of this 3613-nucleotide messenger RNA. RefSeq lists its product as uncharacterized. NCBI's taxonomy places the organism in Eukaryota, Metazoa, Arthropoda, Malacostraca, Decapoda, Cambaridae. The record is from RefSeq and is a predicted model, not a curated record.
UUAUUGCAAGUUUAAUCGGCACAUGGUUGUGAAUAAUUUGGAAUACAGCUGUAUAUUAAUUUAGACUACCUUCUUGAAAUAUCAACACUUGCCAGAGGGCAAAACUAAACAAUUUACACUGGUGAGAGCAGCAUUGUAGCUUACAGUGAGUGAUGUUGGCAACCCUCGGCACCUUCCUGCUGGGGCACUCAGUCCAUUUUGUGCUCCUGAGGGAGGUUGUCCAUCUGCGCUUUGAUCUUCUUAUUUCGCCUGUACCAUGGGAGGAUUAUAGGAGCAGACACGGCGCUUGCGGAGAUGGGGACGUCUCUUCCCUCGGAAGGUGUUCACCUGGAGGACUACAACCACCUUAAGUACACCCUCAGCCUCAAGAGGGUGGGGCAGCAAGUUUUAUCUCAGGUGUUCUCGUGGGGCUUUAUUGGAGGCUCAGGCAGUGUAAGGGACGCCCUCUUUACUCUUUCCAAUUACACAAAUGCUAAGUUCCGCAAGGACUUUAAGGCCUCCCAACGUGAAAAAAUCACACAUGGAAAAGUGUCCGAGUUUGAUAUCACCUUAACCUAUAGUUUGUUACAGUUAGUGUGUGGGUUGAGUGAUGCUGCCGACUCCGUAUGGACAAAUGAAGCUUCAGACUCAUUGGAAUAUUGCCUCUAUGCCAUCAAGGAGAGGAGAAAUAAAUUAGCUCACGAAAAUAUACACUUUUCACCAAAUCAGUUAGCAGACGAACUAGAUGCGCUGAGAACAUUGUUCACCAAAACACUUAAGAAAGCUGGGCACAAAUUUUCCGUAGACAAUUCUAAGGUGAAUGACUUGUUGGAGUCCAUUAACCGCCAAUUAGAUGCAAUCAAAGACUCUCCUGUGCCCUUGGAAACAGAAGCUGAGUACCAGAAAGAAUUAUUAGCAAGCCGUAGAGCCCGCCUGAUUGAAGAAGGAGGAAAUGAAUUAAAGACAAUUAUUAAUGGUAUUUGUCAAGUGAGUGUGGCUCCCUGGCUGAUGGAAGGACGGACUGUGACUGUUGACAAAGUGUUCAUAUACCCUUGUCUAAGACGGGACGAAACGCAGAUAAUGCAAAGACAAUUGUCGAGAGAAGAAAGCUACGUGUCCGUAUGUGACGUUCUGCAGGCAACGGAGUGUGAUGGAACGUUACCUCAGGUAACUUUGUUUUCAGCUUUGAGUGGGAUGGGAAAAACAACCUUACUGAAAUUUAUAUUAGACAGAGGAAUAAAUAAUUCAUGCACACUGGGAAAGAUUGACAACUUCGAUUUGAUUCUUUUCUUGGAAUGUCGUAAUGCAAUGUUUUCUUCUCUAGAGGCAAUGAUGGCUUUUCUUCUGCCUCGCACGGCAGCCAUAUUACAAGAAUCCCAGUUUCAGCGCACUCUUCUCUCGCUUGAUUUACUUGUAAUAUUAGAUGACAUUGAUGAAUUAAAGCAAUCUUUCUCGAUAUUCGAGGACUUUUUAAGGGUGAUGUCGCCUGGUACCCGAAUUUUAGCCACAGUUUCUCGAGAAUCGGCUAAAGGCAUCAUAAGAAAAUUAUCAGCCAUACACAAAAGGACAAUGCUUUUGGAGAUUGAAGGUAUACCAGACGACCAAACUUUUCCCUUCGUACAACAAACUAUGAAUUAUGUUUUCCCCGGCAACACUAGUGACCAUGACAGAGAGGCUAAGCUUCUCCAGCUCAUAAAGUCUAAGCGGCCGUACUUACAGGAACAUCUCAGAUCACCGGAGAUCCUUAGUCUACUUACCUUGAGCUGGGCCUUUGCUCCUGAUCGCCUCAACGCAUCGUCCACUGUCACAGAAAUUUUCAUGUUAGUGGAAGAUCUUCUUAUACAUAAAGUUCUACAAACGAUAACAACCUCAUCACUGUCUGCCAUAAGCACACAAACUGUCAUUAGAAUAAAUCUUCGGAAAUUUUUGAUUUCACUGACAGGAGUGGCAGCAGAGUGCUUGCGGAGCGGAAAAUUCAGCAUUGACCCCGAGCAUCUGAUAAGUCUGGCUGUAGACUGUGAGAAGUUAAAACUGCCAGAGGCAUAUUUGAUUUCGGCUUUUAUGAGUUACACAGAGGAGUAUGUUGGCAGCCUUACCAGGAGUCGUAAGGUGUCUUUUCCCAGACGGUCUACCCUACAAUAUUACGCUGCUUGGUCUGUCACCCAGAAGCUGAGGGAAGCUUUGCCUUCUACAACCAUUCGCAAUAUCUUGCGACUACCAUCGUGUGGUAUUGGUGAAGCACAUGGUCCCAGUUUGCAGUCAAUGGUGAAGUACCUAGUGGGAAUGUUGGCUAUGCUCUUACCGUGCCAGCUAAAAACUAGGGCUGAUGAAAUUGUUUGUCUUUUGAAAGAUUUAGGGGUAAAGAAAGCAUCACAGUGGAUGGAAUAUAUCGAGGAAGCAAAGGAAGAGAAAACAAUUAAAGGAAUUAUAUUAAAAGAAAUGGGUGGUGAAUGGGAGGUGGAAGAUUUCGCUAUAACUUCCACCUUAGUUAACAUUAUCAAGGAAACUAAGCCACACCAUCUAUCUCUUGUUGCUACCAAGAGUCCUCAGAACUAUCCACAUCUACAGAAUGUUUUGAGAGUCUGUGCAGGCUCUCCUGAGAUGAGACUGUCACUGCAUCUAUAUCAACAAUUUUGGUCAGAGAAAGAAAAAUUUUCGGACGAGUUUUUGAAAACUGUGUCGAGUAGAGAGUCGCUAUGCAAGCUGGAACACUUUGCUGGACGCCUGAGUGCCUCGGCCAUCACUAGACUACCAGCCACCGUCAGAAGGUUAGCCAUCCACGUCACCCCAGAUAUGCUGGAACCUCUUAAUGCUACUCUUCCUUCGCUUUUAGACCUACAAAUGUUAUACCUUAACUUGGAUGCUUCUGCAACUACGGAUCCCAGAACAAUUCCCUCCCUCGCUAUCUCCGGAAGAACAAUUUCUCUUUCUGUGGAUAUAUGGAAAAUUACUGAAGAUACUGUUGAGUGGGCAUGUGAUAUUGCCAAGGCCAUGCACAAAACCUACAGUCGCUUAGUUCUGCGACGAAGUGAGUUGGGUGCUGAUGGGUGUGAACGGUGGCUGGAGGGUCUGCGGCAGCGUGGGGUUACGGCCCACUGGUUGGUCGUGGGGUCUACCUAUAACAUCACUCACCACCAAAAACUCCGCCUUGAAUAUGCAGCUGGCAACAUCGAGUGCAAGAAAUUUGUAUGGAUACAAGUGUAAUGUCAGUAAUAUAUAUAUAUAUAUAUAUAUAUAUAUAUAUAUAUAUAUAUAUAUAUAUAUAUAUAUAUAACUCAUUAGGCAAACUAAAGAUUCAAGAACGGUCAGUUUCUCGUUUCAGCGCCUCAGUGUCACGAUCCAGAGAGGAAAUGUUUGUUGUAUCUUGGGCACCCACUCCACAUCCAAAGAGCUGGAUGAGAUCUUCGAACAGUUAUUGUUAUGUGUAGGUGUUUUCCUGUAAACUGUAACACAAUGUAAUAAAAUUAAAAAAAAAAAUAGGGGUUGAAGGAGAAGAUAACAUUUAAGUGUUACCUUACCUUGAGGUUACCUUGAGGUGCUUCCGGGGCUUAGCGUCCCCGCGGCCCGGUCGUCGACCAGGCUUCCUGGUUGCCGGACUGAUCAACCAGGCUGUUGGACGCGGCUGCUUGCAGCC